UACCUACCUGCCGUCCGGAACAGAACCACAUCGACAACAGCAAAAAACGACGCCCCUAUCGAUUUGCUCCCAAUAACGGUUUGGUCACGGAAACCGGGAAGGUUUUUUCCCCCUUAUUAUAGCUGUUUUCAUUAUUUUGUCACUUGGUGUGUCCGGUGAUGGAGACGAGCUAGUGCAGUCGGUCGGUCCGUUCUGUGCGCGCGGGGAGUUGCCGCUGUGUGAGUGUAAAACCCUUGAGGAUGCUUACGAACGGCGGUAGGUAACCGGUAGGAUGGUAGCAGUGGAAAUAAGUGGGCACAGCUACCUGGUGGCGUGCUGGCAGCCCAUCCUAAUACUAAUGCUUGCCACGGUGUUGUCCGGCUCUACCACAGGCUGUCCAUCCCGCUGCGAGUGCAAUGCACAAGACCGUGCUGUUGUGUGCCACCGUAAAAAGUUGAUGUCAAUCCCUGAAGGUAUCCCAUCUGAGACAAGAUUCUUAGACCUUAGUAAGAAUCGAAUUAAAACCAUCAAUCCAGAGGAGUUCUCUGGGUUUCCCAACUUGGAGGAGCUAGAACUGAAUGAAAACACCAUAUCAACCAUCGAACCUGGGGCCUUUAACAACCUGUACGGCCUCAGGACUCUCGGGCUGCGGAGCAACAAGCUCAAACUUAUUCAGCUGGGUGUAUUCACAGGCCUCAGUAAUCUUACCAAGCUUGAUAUCAGUGAGAAUAAAAUAGUUAUCUUGCUGGACUACAUGUUCCAGGAUCUCUAUAAUCUCCGCUCUCUGGAAGUGGGUGAUAAUGACCUGGUGUUUAUAUCCCACCGAGCAUUCCAUGGCCUCAACAGCCUGGAACACCUGACACUGGAAAAGUGCAAUCUGACCGCUGUUCCCACAGAGGCCUUUACACAUUUGCACAGUCUCCACACUUUGUGUCUGCGCAACCUCAACAUUAACAUUAUCAGAGAUUAUUCCUUCAAACGCCUCUCCCGCCUCAAAGUUUUGGAGAUUGCUAAUUGGCCAUACCUGGAUACAAUGACUACCAACUGCUUGUAUGGUUUGAAUCUUACAUCCCUAACAAUCACCAACGCAAAUUUAACUUCAAUCCCAUAUGUGGCACUCCGGCACCUGGUUUAUCUACGAUUCUUAAAUAUGUCUUACAACCCUAUCGUAUUCAUUGAGGGAAACAAGCUCCAUGACCUGCUCAGACUGCAGGAGUUUCACUUGGUUGGUGGGAGACUGGCUAUAAUAGAGCCAUACUCAUUUAGAGGACUCAACUAUCUAAAAAUCCUGAAUGUGUCAGGGAAUGCUCUUACUACCUUGGAAGAAUCAGCGUUCCACUCAGUGGGGAACCUGGAGACACUGGUGCUAAAUGACAACCCUCUGGCAUGUGACUGUAGACUUCUCUGGGUAUUCCGUCGUAGAUGGAGGCUCAACUUCAACCGCCAGCAGCCCACAUGCGCCUCACCUGAGUUUGUCCAAGGAAAAGAGUUUAAAGAUUUCCCUGACAUCUUACAGCCUAAUUACUUCACAUGUCGCAAAUCAAGAAUCCGGGACCGCAAACCACAGCAGACGUAUGUGGACGAGGGAACUACUGUGCAUUUUGCAUGUCAGGCAGAUGGUGAUCCAGCCCCAGUUAUCAUGUGGCUUUCCCCACAAAAACAGUUCAUCACUACAAAAACAAUAGGAAGACUAACCAUGUUUCCUGAUGGUACAUUAGAGGUACGCUAUGCUCAGAUCCAAGACAACGGGACAUAUGUGUGUAUUGCAAGUAAUGCAGGUGGAAAUGACACUGCUGUUGCUCACCUUCAUGUCCACAGUUAUUCUCCUGACUGGCCCAACCAGCCCAACAAAACAUUUGCUUUCAUUUCUAAUCAGCCCAGUGACAGUGGAGCCAACGGGACAAAGGAUACUGUUCCUUUCCCCUUUGACAUUAAGACUCUUAUCAUUGCCACCACCAUGGGAUUCAUCUCCUUCCUUGGGGUGGUAUUAUUCUGUUUGGUACUGCUGUUUCUGUGGAGCCGGGGUAAAGGUAACACUAAACACAACAUCGAGAUUGAGUAUGUACCACGUAAAUCAGAUGCAGGACUAAGCAGUGGUACUGCUGAUGCACCUCGCAAAUUUAAUAUGAAGAUGAUUUGAAAUUUAAAGACACAGUAAACACUGAAUAAUUGUGAGCAAAAUAUAAAAUCCACCCUGACUAACCACUGGAUCCUGCAACUUUCUUAUGGAGGAAGAAUUUAAGAUGUUGUGUGUUUGAUGUUGAAAAGGGAAGAGACUGCAUUUCUAUGUGCUAACAUUUUCUGCUUGGCCUUCAGGGACCAUUUCAUGGAAGACAAUUUUGCUGUAAAACAUUCAAGUGGAAUCUUAUGAGCAAAAGGAAAAGACUAAUGAACCCUUCUCAAUGUUUAUGUGAACCGCUAAAAUACAAAAGAUCAUUGUCCUCCUUUGCUGUCCUUUUGCCUGCAUUAUGUGUUAUUAUAUGAUUUAAUUUUUAAUAGACAAACUGAUAUAGUUUUAUUAUACAGCAGCAGACAUUUCUGGGUUGAUAAGCACAUUAACUAGUUCAUUCCUAUGCUAUAGAUAUAAUUUAUUUCAGAUGAUCACUGCCACACUCCUUGAAUACUGUUGGUAUCCAAGUCAAACACUGCACUAUGACAUGAAGUGUUUUGACAUCUUUUACAUUCCGUUGAAAUAUUCAUUAUUUUAAUUUAUAUUUAUACUAAAUGUAUAUAAAUUUAUAUUUAUACACAAAAAGAGUAGAUGACAAAACAUCUACUUAUGACAAAGUCCUAACUUACUGACAAGUCCUACAUCCUUAACACACUGAAAUUAAAUUUCUCAAAUUAUGCAACAAGCAAGGUGACAUUCAUCUCUCAUGGCUGAAUUCAGCACCUUCAGAUUUUGCUACAGGAUGCCAGAUGUGGUGCCAUCACACAUCUACUAGAUUGGAGCUGCAUAACUUUUGAUUCAGUACAGUUUCUUUUCAACUCUGUAAGGCCAUUAUUAUUCAUUGGUCAAAUACACAUUUGGAAGCUGAAUGUAAGAUCAAAAUAUACAGAUUGCAUAGGCACCAUAGUUAAAUAUCUUUUUAAUUAAAUAGAGUUGAAUUUAUUUCUAUGAUAUCAGUUUAAGUGAAUAAAAACAAUUUCUCAAUGUGAAAUUGAGGAAGAUGUAUUUGGAUAGUUUUUGCAGUAUUCUAUUGAAUCUCAUUAAAACACUGCAAGUGUUAGUGCAAGACAGGCUAUAAUAAAUUAUUUUAUAAAAUUACAGAGAGGUACAUGAUUUACAGCACAGUAUAACUUUUUCAAUUAAACAGGAAGCUGAUUUGUGGAUGUGUAGAUCCAGUCACAGAGGUAGUUAUGACAGGAUCAUGGGAACCCAAGGCGUAUCUAUCCCCAAAGUGACAAAAGAUUAUUUAAAAUUUAUUAUAGUAUGUGUAAGGAUAAUUUAGUUACAAUUUUUAGUUUAAAGCCAUCAAAACCAUACAUUUUGCUGGCAUAUUGGGGUUUGAUCAUUAAUCUGUCAAGUUGUUUCUCAAUCCUCAUCCCUUUCAGAGAAAAUUAAAAGUACAGUUGCAAAAAUGAUUUUGAACACAAAUAGCUAAUUGUUAGUUACCAUCAGUUGCUGUAACGAGUAACUGUUUAGACACUAAAAGAUUAGCUGGAAAAGUCAAUAUAGCAUAAGCUAGGCUAACUAUAUUUAAAAAAAAAAUCAAAAAUGAGAGGAAGUACAUAGUGUUGAUUUAUUAGUUGAUCAUAUUGUUGAUCUAGUUGAUAUGAGACCAACUAGACUAAGAUUAAUUAACACUGGUAAUUUUUCUGGAUGGGCAA
This is a messenger RNA of Clarias gariepinus (North African catfish), 3810 nucleotides long. It is a transcript of the gene lingo1a, whose product is annotated as leucine rich repeat and Ig domain containing 1a. Bases 272 to 2119 code for a protein of 615 amino acids. The record is from RefSeq and is a predicted model, not a curated record. Gene Ontology annotation, molecular function: protein binding. The transcript is spliced from 2 exons. NCBI's taxonomy places the organism in Eukaryota, Metazoa, Chordata, Actinopteri, Siluriformes, Clariidae.